CCUAGUCAGCGUUGAAUGUUAUCGAAAACGAAACACGGGAAUUCCACUCGGAUAGGAUUAUUUAUUUAUUUCCGACAUUUUGUGGCAUAUACUGAUGUUUUUAUAGCCUCAAACAUUGAGAAAUGGAGAAGUCCAAAAUGAUACAAAAGUACUUUAUAAAAGCAAUUAUUUUUGUAAUAUUGACUUGAAAAUGUGGAAAAUAUAUUGUAAAUUCGGUUGGACGCCAAGAUGAUAUUAGCAUCUGAGAGUUGUGGAUGAGAUUAACAAAUGGCUUCUUUAAACCAACACGAUCUUUCUCUGGGCCACUUUGCUCAGUGUGAAGUGAGAGGGGCCAAAACAAAAGAAUUUCUUCUAGCAGCUAAAACUGGUGACUGUACAAAAUUAGAACAUUUAAUUAAUGAUGGGUGUCAUAUUCACGCUGUUAAAAGUAAUGGAUCCAAUGCGUUAAUGUUGGCAUCUAAAAAUGGGCAUUUACAAAUUAUACAGCUUUUAAUUAAAAGUGGUAUAGAUGUUAAUGUUAAAAAUAACAAAGGAUGGGAUGCAUUAAUGAUAGCCUCAAAAUAUGGACGUGAUGAAUCUGUGGAACAUUUAAUCCAAUGUGGUUGUGAUGUGAACGCUGUUAAAAACAAUGGCUGCAGUGCAUUAAUGCUAGCUGCUGAAAGGGGAUUUGAAACGACUGCCGAUAUUUUAAUUCAAAAUAAAACUGAACUUCAUACAGUUAACAUUGAAGGGUGGAACGCUUUAAUGUUUGCAUCUAAUAACGGACAUACAAGAACGGUAGAACUUUUAAUUAAUAAUGGGGCUGAUGUUAACACGUUGAAUACAUCUGGAAAUAAUGCACUAAUGUUAGCCUCUGAAAAUGGACAUAGGGAAGUGGUAGAACUUUUAAUUUUAAGUGGUGCUGAUGCAACAACCAUUAACAAUAAUGGAAGCAAUGCAUUAAUGCUUGCUUCUAAAAAUGGACAUGACGAUACGGUAGAAGUUUUAGUUCAAUGUGGGAUUGAUGUGAAUGUUGUCAAAAAUAAUGGAUGGAAUGCCCUUAUGCUAGCUUCUAAUUACGGACAUGCAGCAACUGUACAACUUUUGAUACAAUGUGGAGGUGGUGUUAACGCUGUUGAUGCUGAUGGAUGUAAUGCCUUAAUGCUGGCGGCUAAAUCUGGACAUGUAGCAACCGUUCAGAUGUUAGUUGAAAGUGGAGCUGAUAUUAAUGCAGUAAACAAUCAAGGCUACACGGCAGAGAAGUUAGCUUCAAAACUCAAAUAUGACAACAUCAUUAGAGUUCUAAAAACUUAUCAUAGCCCCUCGUCUACGGAUUUAUCUGUUGAAGCUACAAAUGUAGGACAAACCAAUCCGGUGGGCAGGAUGGUACAUGCAGUAAACUGUCAACAGAACAUACCAAAUACCAUUUGCGAAGGAGAUAUACUAUCCCAGCUUAGUGCACAACACGCUGACCUAAGCUUAAACACAAAUGAAGACAACAGCGUUGGGGCAGAAGAAACAGAGUUUAAACAAACUGUGGCAUCUGACAGGUCGUUGACCCCGGAAGUGGCAGGAAACCUAGCACCAGGUCCAGGACACAGACUUCCAAUGUGUCGCUGUUGUGGCACGUGUCAUCUGCCGAGGUCAUGUCCAGCUUACGGUCAAACUUGUGAGAACUGUGGGAAGAAGAACCACCUGACAUCUGUGUGUUGGGUAACCUUGGCAACAGCUCGGGCUAGCUCACAAUAUCGAGCAAACGAUGGUGGGACUGUAAUCCUACAGGCUGCUUGUAAUGCUACACCACGCUCAUCUCAAAUAAGAAAUAAUGCCAUCAACGAUGAUCUCUUCGGCACAAAUUAUCGUUGCGAGUUUGACCUAACCUUUAAUACAAAUGAAGACACGAGCGUUGGAGCGGAAGAAACCGAGUUUAAACAAACUCUAGCAUCUGACAGGUCGUUGACCCCGGAAGUGGCAGGAAACCUAGCACCAGGUCCAAGACACAGACUUCCAAUGUGUCGCUGUUGUGACACGUGUCAUCUGCCGAGGUCUUGUCCAGCUUACGGUCAAACUUGUGAGAACUGUGGGAAGAAGAACCACCUGACAUCUGUGUGUUGGGUAACCUUGGCAACAGCUGGGGAUUGCUCACAGUAUCGAGAAAACGAUGGUGGGACUGUAGGUCUACAGGCUGCUUGUUAUGCUACACCACGCUCAUCUCAAAUAAGAAAUAAUGCCAUCAAAGAUAAUCUUUUCGGGACAAAUUAUUGUUGCGAGUUUGACCUAAACUUCAAUACAAAUGAAGACACGAGCGUUGAAGCGGAAGAAACAGAGUUUAAACAAACUCUAGCAUCUAACAGGUCAUUGACCCCGGAAGUGGCAGGAAACCUAGCACCAGGUCCAGGAAACCGACGUCCCAAGUGUCGCUGUUGUGGCACGUGUCAUCUGCCGAGGUCUUGUCCAGCUUACGGUCAAACUUGUGGCAACUGUGGGAAGAUGAACCACCUGACAUCUGUGUGUAGAGUAACCUUGGCAACAGCUGGGGGUAGCCCAGUUGAGGUGACAGUUCAGAGAUCAGGCAGUGUAUCAGCUAUUGCCAGAGGAAAUACAACUGAACAGCCCCUCUUAAGAUCGCAGAGUGAAACCUGUAUCCGGAGCACUGUUUGCUAUUGUUGUGGCACCAGUCAUCAACGUCGACAAUGUCCAGCUCUUGGUCAAACUUGCAGCAAAUGCGGCAAGGUCAAUCACUUCACUGCUGCGUGUAAAUCGUCUGCUAAAACAUCCCCCACUCAAAGUCAAACGCCGGAAGGUUCCAUCACUUCAUCUGCAUCUCUAGAUCAAGACAAACCCAUUCAUGGCAAACUACAAGAUCAACAUUACUCUCUAUUACGUUCAAACUACACAUUUCUAGUUGAAAAUAUAGAUUCAAAGUCUAUAGUAAACCAUCUCUUUUCGAAAAACAUUCUAGAUUUCAAUAACAAACAGCUAGUGACAAGUAAAGCGACUCCUGGGGAAAGGACCGAAGCCUUGUUGGAUAUAAUUCUUAAUGCGGGGCCGAGGCGAGCCUUUCCUGAGUUUAUAAACGCUCUUAAAGAUGAAUAUCCACAUAUAGCUGAAAUACUGAGCGAACUGGUGUAACGAAUAGGCCCUACGUGUUCUUAAUGAUUGGGGUUGAUUUUAAACUUAGUGUGAUCAAAGUGUGAUAAGGAGGAUUAUUCCUGAACACAACAACAAGAUCAAUGCAGUUCUUAUACUUGCCUUGACUAAACCUACUCCCGUUUGGUAAUCAGUGUUAAGUUAAAAUUGGGUUUAGUUCAGGAAAGAGGUGGGAUUUAUUUUUUUUUUGCAUUGUUUCUUUAAAAUUCUGGCAGUUUCCGGUAACCAAAGUUAAUUAGCAAUAGAGGAUGGAAUUAAGAUGUGGGACUAAUUAAUGACAGCUGUGAUAUAAAAUGUAGCGCGAUCAAUGGCAGUGUUUAUUUGUGAUUAAUUACGCUUAGUGACGUGUCUUAAUUAAAUUAUGUUUUCAUUAACUGAAAAUAAAUUUCUAUCUUUCGUUUAUUUUAGUGUCUCAAACUGUAUUCACCAUACAACUUAAAGAAAAAGUUGUCUUGUUGUCCGAUAAUAAACUGGAGUUAGCACACUUACUCAAAUAAAAUGAUGUUGAGAGUAAUGAAGGAGAUAGAUUGUAAUAACACAAUUUCAACGUGUUAAUGCAAUAUAACACUUUGACAGCAUAUAAUUAUAUACACUGAUACAAACAUAUUCAAUAACGUA
Physella acuta is the source of this 3747-nucleotide messenger RNA. RefSeq lists its product as uncharacterized. The record is from RefSeq and is a predicted model, not a curated record. Lineage: Eukaryota; Metazoa; Mollusca; Gastropoda; Physidae. Gene Ontology annotation, biological process: regulation of apoptotic process. Gene Ontology annotation, molecular function: zinc ion binding; protein binding; nucleic acid binding.